AAUAUACUCUGUGGUUGACGUUGACAGCUUGCCCUAGAUUUUAGAAAAAUCGAAUUUUUCUUCUUCAAGUAAACAAGCCAUAUUUAAUUCCUAAAUCCUAAUAUUUCACAGUUAAAUCCUAAGUUCUAAUAGUUUUAACAAAUUUUAGCUCAAAAAUAUCUGUGAAACAGGUAUCCCAACAGCUUAAUUCCUUAAUUUCAGGUUAAUAUGGUGGAAUAGUGAAGUUUUUUUUACAAAUUAACUUGUUUCGAAGUUGUCAAACAAGUUUUGGUGAGAGACGGGAUUUGCCUAUAAUUAUUAUGAGUAGUAAAACAAUGGAAGCAGUGGAAUCGUCGGUUGCCUUAGCGUCUCAGCCUGUAGAAGAAAUCGUCAUAAAGUGUGAAGUAAUAGAGAUAUCUGAUGAGGAACCUGACUCCGAGGAGCCUAAAAAAAAACGCCGUAAGCGCACCACACAAAAGUCACCUCAGUCGUGUGAAGAGUGUGGAAAAACUUUCCAAACAGGCUACGAGUUGAAGAAACAUAAACGCACGCACUCAGGCGUGCGUCCCUACAUGUGUACGGACUGUGGCAAGACAUAUACACAGCUUGGACACCUGAGUAUACAUGUUUUAUCACACAAGGGUAUAAAAAAUUUCAAUUGCAACGAAUGCAGCUCCUCGUUCUACAGGAAAGCAGACUUGGACCGUCACCAGAAAAUUCACACCGGAGAAAAACCUCAUCAAUGUGAGAUUUGCUCCAAGAGUUUCACACAAAAGAACAAUCUAGUGAUGCACUUCAAAAUGCAUAUAGGUGAUAGACCUCACCAGUGUGAAGUGUGCAACAAGAGGUUCUUGACGAGGAGCAAGAUGAUGCUCCACUCCAAGAAACACGAGAAAGACAGGAAGAAGAAGGAGAUUUUGGGAGUGUGAUGACAUACCACACAACAGUAACAGUUUUAAGUUUUGUUACACAUGUUUUACAUGUGACUUGUCUUGGCAAUUAAAACAGUUUUCUUUAUGAGUUUCACCUAAAAGGACAGUUUAGUGAUGUUAAGUAAUCAACUUUAUCAGUGGCAAGUGUGCAACAAGAGAUUCCUAACGAGGAGUAAAAUGAUGCUCCACUCCAAGAAACAUGAGAAAGACAUGGAGAAGGAGAUUUUGGCACAAGUGUAAUACAGUGUGAUGGCAUGCCAUACACUUGUAACAGUUUUAAGUUUUGUUACACAUGUUUUACAUGUGACUGUCUUGGCAAUUAAAACAGUUUUCUUAAUGAGUUUCACCUAAAAGAAGAGUUUAAUGAUGUUCAUAAAAAUGCACAUAGGUUUCUGAUUUCAUCAGUGUGAGUGUACAACAAGAGAAUCCUAAUGAGAAGCAAGAGAAAGACAGGAAGAUGAAGGCACAAGUGUACUACAGUGUGAUGACAUACCACACAACAUUAAUAGUUUAAAGUUUUGUUACAUGCGUGUACUACCUUAACAGAUAAAACAGUAUGAAAUUAAAUGAAAUGAAUUUAUUUCGUGUAGGACAGCCUGUACCACUUAUAAUAUGCCAAGACUCUGCCAUUGGUUCGGAAUGCAGAUUCUAAUGAGAAGAGUCGGCAAGAAACUCAGUGUUGCUCUUUAAAAAAAAAUUUUAAAACAUGUAAAUAAGCAAUGUAACUUUUACACUACCUUGUAUUGGUUACAUGUAGUGACUGUCACUUGAAUUAACAAUUUAGAACAGUGUUUUAGUUUUAUCAGGUGAGAAGAAAUAAGUGAAAAUUUUUGUUGUUUUUCUGUUGAAUGAUGAGUUGUGUUCUGGUAUAUGCUGUACUUAUUACAGAAUUUUGUGUCAGUA
Messenger RNA from Maniola jurtina (meadow brown), 1814 nucleotides. RefSeq names its product gastrula zinc finger protein XlCGF49.1-like. Bases 300 to 908 code for a protein of 202 amino acids. NCBI's taxonomy places the organism in Eukaryota, Metazoa, Arthropoda, Insecta, Lepidoptera, Nymphalidae. Gene Ontology annotation, molecular function: DNA-binding transcription factor activity; RNA polymerase II cis-regulatory region sequence-specific DNA binding. The record is from RefSeq and is a predicted model, not a curated record. Gene Ontology annotation, biological process: regulation of transcription by RNA polymerase II. The transcript has 4 exons.